Molecule: messenger RNA, 734 nt
Organism: Carassius auratus (goldfish)
Lineage: Eukaryota; Metazoa; Chordata; Actinopteri; Cypriniformes; Cyprinidae
Product: ras-specific guanine nucleotide-releasing factor RalGPS1-like
Exons: 3
Biological process (GO): Ras protein signal transduction
Cellular component (GO): plasma membrane
Molecular function (GO): guanyl-nucleotide exchange factor activity
Source: RefSeq, a predicted model, not a curated record
GUCAGUUUCUGGGCAGUGAGGGAGAUAUUGACGGCUCAAACAUUGAAAAUCCGAGCAGAAAUAUUGGGCCACUUCAUCAAAAUUGCCAAGAAACUCCUGGAGCUGAAUAACCUCCACUCUCUGGUGUCGGUGGUCUCUGCUCUUCAAAGCGCUCCUAUCUUCAGAUUGAGCAAGACCUGGGCACUGAUCAGUCGAAAGGACAAGGCCACCUUUGAGAAGCUCGACUUCCUGACGUCAAAAGAAGAGAACUACAACCGCAUGAGAGAGUACACCAGGUCCCUCAAAAUGGCCCCCUGCAUCCCCUAUCUAGGUAAGUGUUAUAAAAAAGAUCACAUCUGUACUUGGGUUAAUGGUAUUUUGUAGACUCCAUUCCCUCAUAUCAUGACAACAUCCAGCCAGAAAUGUCUUGAGAGAUUUACUGUAUUUAUAAAUUAUUUUUAUUGUGGGGUUGUAAAAAAUAAGACUGUAAAUAAAGCUGAAGAUGCUUCAUUUGAACAGAAGAAUAAUUUGGGUCAGGGAAAGGAAUGAAUCAUGGCCCACUGAGCUUAGCCAGGCUUAUAAUGUUGACUCAUUCAAUUACUUCAGUAUAAUAGCUUUUACUUGUGAUAAGGAUAUUUUAAGUUGUGUGAGCAGCCCAUUAUAUUUUGUUGGCCUUAUCUCAUUUGCACUUUGUUUGGUGACCAGCAGAGGGUGUUUCAUUAUACCACUCUGGUUCAGUGAUGAUUGAGAAAUGU